AUGUCUUUCUCGUUUUUCCUCUCCAGUGAGAUCGAAGCACUUGUGCGUGGUGCUCUCAUUGUAAUGGGUGUAGCAAUGUUUCGUGGAUGUCGUUCGUGUUGUUCCUCCAGUACUUCGGAUUGCGCGAAUUUCAAUCAACGGAUCAUGGGCAAGCGACAACACCGUCACAUUGGGGCACACAGUCCCUUCGAGUCUGGUCAACAUGGUCAAGGACCAUCUGCACGUCGUUGGGGAAGAGCUCAUCUAGAUUGGCUGGGCGUGGAUUUCAGCGACCAUUGGCGCCUAUUCGAUGAUACGGCUAACAACCAGCAUGGCCUCUUCCCACGCACGGUUUUCCCUGUUCCGGGUAGUUCACUCGCAGCAUUGCUCAAAGACCGUCUGGGAUUAUCAUGGGAAGAGAUGGACAAGCUGGCACCACAGCAUCUCCCGGAGCAUUACAAGCAGCUCUUGAAACUCUGCAAGCCUCGCAAUCCAAGGGAAAUCUACCUGGAAGCAUCUACAUCAGUCGCAGCGACAUCGCCCCUCUCGCGCCUAAAGCCUAUGCAUGAAUACUUGCAUCGAUCUCCAUGCCCGGAGUCAUCGACAACACCGGUGUUGGUUUACGGAGCAGACGCUACGUGUGGCGUACAUGCGCGGCCUUCUCCUCCGUCAAGUCCGCCAGGUGUUAAGAGGCCAGACUCCGCGAAGUUGCAUUUGAAUCAUCCUCAAACACCGGCGUCUAAGACUUUUAGGACGGAAGAUUGCAGCGAGGUGCGAGGGAAACAACUGUCUGAGACAAAGCGUUAUCCAUUUUCGCCAUGCGGAGAAAUGCCGGCGACUCCGAUUGAGGGCGGGACAACGCAGCAGUCAUUGCCGUCAGGCAUCACACUCAAUACGGACAGUACAUACAGCACGAGCCCUACAACCAUGCCACCGCCAAUCCAAACCGCCGAUAAACCAGAAAGCGAAGUAGCUGCUGCUGCGCGCUCGGUGCUGUCUGUACUUGAAGGUGCGCUGGAGGUCUUGGCGCAUCCGCUCGAAAUUGACUGCAAUAUGCGAGACUCAACUCCAUUACGUUUCGUCGUUGAAGGGCUUCAGUGUACAUGCAAGCCAGAUAUCGAGCUGGAGGUGCGCGCAGUGGAAUCUGCGUUUCAAGAUAAAUUUGGGAUCGUCCAUGGAGAGUUCAAACGAUUACUGCACGGUCAAUCUCCGGAUAACAUUCUAGGACAAGAAGUGGCAAUUUUACUGAGUAUUGCUGCUCGCCAACGGCACGCGAGAGGUGGACACCGUGCAAAAGCGAAAAGAAGAAGACUUCUUAAAGGCAAGCUGAUUACGGUUAGGUUUCUUGCACUAUCUUGUAGAAGUGGGAGUCAGCAGCUAAUUGUUGCAGACGUAUUUGUUUUCUUGGCAGCAUGA
Zasmidium cellare ATCC 36951 is the source of this 1395-nucleotide messenger RNA. RefSeq lists its product as uncharacterized. NCBI's taxonomy places the organism in Eukaryota, Fungi, Ascomycota, Dothideomycetes, Mycosphaerellales, Mycosphaerellaceae. The transcript is spliced from 3 exons. The record is from RefSeq and is a predicted model, not a curated record. Bases 1 to 1395 code for a protein of 464 amino acids.